CUGAAAGCAGCUGGGCCGGGUGCAGCGGAGCGGAGCCAAAGCCACAUCGGCUGCGUGUCCGCCAGCGGGGAAGGAGCGAGCCGGUCCGGAGCAGCAGCAGCAGAUCCUGUGAGUGAAAGAAGAUGGGGUCAGGCUGUCUGAAAGCUACCAAGUACUUCCUCUUCCUCUUCAACCUCCUCUUCUUUAUCCUGGGCGCUGUGAUCCUGGGCUUUGGAAUAUGGAUCUUGUUUGACAAACUCACUUUCAUAUCAGCUUUGAAGACUUCAUCAGACUCCUUUAAGAUUGGGGCAUACAUCCUCAUUGCUGUUGGGGCUGUUACCAUACUGAUGGGCUUACUGGGCUGUAUUGGAGCUGUCAAUGAGAUCAGAUGUCUUUUGGGUGUGUACUUCACUUGCCUGCUGUUGAUCUUCCUGGCUCAGAUAGCUGCUGGGCUGCUCAUCUAUUUCCAACAAGACAGAGUAAAAAAUGAAAUGUCCACCAUGGUCCAAAGCUUGAUUCAGGACUACAACCCUGGAAAUGAAGAGAAAAAGAACAUCCAGGAAGCAUGGGACUAUGUGCAGAAACAACUGUCGUGCUGUGGCUGGGAUGGACCAAACGAUUGGAUGAAUAACACGAUCCUCAAAAAUGAAAGUUAUGCAUCCUAUCCUUGUUCCUGCUUUUCCAACAAUUCAUAUCUUUUUGGCUUCUGUCCUGUGGACACUGUUAAUGGCAUGCUGGGCUCUGACUGGCCUGUCCAUUCUCAGGGCUGCAUGGAUGGUGUGCAGAGCUGGUUAAGUGACAACCUUGGCAUCAUUCUUGGGGUGUGCACAGGAGUUGCUGCUAUUGAGCUGUUGGGCAUGCUGCUGUCCAUCUCACUCUGCAAGAAUAUACACAAUGAAGACUACACCAAAGUGCCGAAGUCCUGAGUCUGGCCCCAGCGCUGCCACACCACAGAGCAGAGCAAAUGAAACAUUCCUGCCUCGUACCCAGGCUGUUCAAUCAACAUUGAAUAUUACUCCUGUGACAUCCCACACUGCUAACACCACACUGCCAAGCAACUAUUGGAGCUGCAACAUGAUCUGAAUCUUCCUGUGACACCUGCAGGCGCUGGGCUGCCCUUUCCUGUAUUUUUGAUACUCUGAGGCAGGCCACUUACCAGGGCAUCGCAUGAUGCAAGUUCAGCCUGAGGGAGAGGGUGGGGGGUGAGAAGGACUUUCUGCCUGGCCCAUGUUUAUGCAACCCUUUCCCAAUCUCCAUUCUCUGCCAGCCUAUUUUGGUAUAACACAGCAUAAAAGAUUCUUCCUCCUCCCCCACUAGAUCUAAGACCCCCCCCCUCAAAUAAAUCCUCAGGAAGCUUCAGGGCUUGGCUUGCUGGUGGUGAUGCCUCUGAGUGACCCACUUCCUUCUUGCAACUCUGCUUUUUCUUUUCUCACACCAAUCAUUGCCCUUGGUUGGUUCUCCCUUUUUUUUUGAGGGGGGAGGUAAACCAAAUACUUCCUUUCACACACAUGCACUCUUUCUCUUCCUCAUUUGACUGGUGGAUAGAUCUCUAGAAAGAGUCAAGCCUGGCCAUUCCAAGUGUGGCCCACUCAGCUUGUGACAGCUGCUGAGCUGCUCUUGGAACAGGUGCAUGUGGGUUUUGGACUUCAUUAGCUCCAUGUCCCUCUCAUCAGCUGCCCUUUUACUGGCUCUGAGGCACUUUAGAGACUUGUAUAGUAUGGGCUCAGCCCAGGCUGGCUUUGCUGGUUGUAUUCUUGGGCUGCCAACUUUUUAUAGAAGUGAUUUUUUUGUAUCUUCUGAAUUUUUUUAUAGAUCUGUGAUUUUUGCUAACUCCUGUUUUUAAUCAUGUUAAAAUGGAAGUAUCUGUUGGAUUACUGGCUCUGUACCAAGGGUGGGGUGGGGGGCACCACUCCCAUUGCUGUUUUGAUUUAUGGACCCUUUCCUGGACUCGCUGAUCAAGAGUCCCUCUCAUAACUGUAUCUGUCCUGCUGGUUAGGUGUCAUUAAGGUCUAGAAUCCUUGAUACUGGUGCCUGGAUCAUAAGUGUCCUGUAAAGGAUGGUGGUUUCAGCAGAUAUGCCAAUAGCAGUCUAAGUUGGUCCAGGGAAACCCUAUUCUGUACCAGACAGCAGGAUCAUGGGCUUGAUUCUAACUGGCCAGCAGCACUUACAAAGAACUGACAAGUUGGUGGUCUAGAUAAAGGAUUCCCCCCUCCUUCCUUCCUUCCUUCCUUUUAAAAGCUGUGUUGGAAUCCAGUCAUACAGUAGCAUAAAAAGCUUGGAAAUUGGGUGACUUCCUGCAGUGGUGCGUGGAAGUCAUGGUCUUAAAGGA
This is a messenger RNA of Gavialis gangeticus (Gharial), 2308 nucleotides long. RefSeq names its product CD82 molecule (gene CD82). Lineage: Eukaryota; Metazoa; Chordata; Crocodylia; Gavialidae. The coding region runs from base 123 to 905 and encodes 260 amino acids. The transcript is spliced from 9 exons. The record is from RefSeq and is a predicted model, not a curated record. Gene Ontology annotation, cellular component: membrane.